This is a messenger RNA of Centruroides sculpturatus (bark scorpion), 1537 nucleotides long. RefSeq names its product protein SPT2 homolog. The coding region runs from base 149 to 1537 and encodes 462 amino acids. Gene Ontology annotation, molecular function: histone binding; DNA binding. Lineage: Eukaryota; Metazoa; Arthropoda; Arachnida; Scorpiones; Buthidae. The transcript has 7 exons. Gene Ontology annotation, biological process: nucleosome assembly; regulation of DNA-templated transcription. Gene Ontology annotation, cellular component: nucleolus. The record is from RefSeq and is a predicted model, not a curated record.
CUGACUUCUUCUAAUGGUGAUACAAGUAAAACUAGUGUUUUUAGUGAAUCAGUUAAAAACAAAGAAGUGAAAAUUUCUCAACCAAAGAGCAAUAUUCUUAAUAAUAAGACAGUUCAUACAGUUAAGAAAACAGGUGGUUCAUAUCAAGAUGUACAAUUGGAAAAUAGGAAAGUUCCAAGCAUCAGUCAAGAGGUAUAGCACCAGCUUAAAACCAUCAAAGAAAUUAGAAAAAGGAAACGUCAAGUCUAGUGCAAUAAAAGCUUUUCUUGCUCGUAAAGAAGUAGAAGAAAAAGUAAAAGAAAAAGAAGCUUAUUAUAAGAAAGAAGAGUUACUUUCUAUUCGAUCACAAAAUUCUAAAAACAGUAAAAAAGCAAAAUUAAUGGCAUCAAGGACUAAAGAUAAUGAUUUUAGUAAAAUUAGAUUAACAACUGAAGAAGAGGAUGCUAAAAAGAAAAUAGAUCAUGAAAUUCAAAAGAGAAUGAUUUCUGAUAAGAUAGAAAGGAUGAAAGCUAGAAUUGAAUUAGAAGAAAAAGAAAAAUUAUUACCUCGUAAACGGAAAAGAAAGUCUAAAGCAAAUGAAAAUAACAAUGAUUCAGUUCAGGUAAACGAGCAAAUUGAAGAUUUUUCGGACUAUGAAAGGUUGAAAGUAGAAGAGAAGAAAAUGCAACGUUCAUCGGGUCAACCGAUGAAUUUUCAUGAUUUAUUAAAACUUGCCUCCCAAAAACAGCACGAGCCUAUAGAACUGCCUAAAGUUGUUAAAAAAGAAGAAAGACCAAUGACAGAAAAAGAAAAAAGAAGGUAUGAAGAGGAACAAUUGAGGAAAAGAGGUAUUAGUGUUUAUACGUUACCUGAUAUCAAUCGACAAAAAUCAAAACAGAAAAAACUGACUUCUUCUAAUGGUGAUACAAGUAAAACUAGUGUUUUUAGUGAAUCAGUUAAAAACAAAGAAGUGAAAAUUUCUCAACCAAAGAGCAAUAUUCUUAAUAAUAAGACAGUUCAUACAGUUAAGAAAACAGGUGGUUCAUAUCAAGAUGUACAAUUGGAAAAUAGGAAAGUUCCAAAUUACGAAGAUGACGAUUUAGACGACUUCAUUGACGACACUCCAAUAGAUGAAAACAUAGACGUCUCUCGUCAAAUCCAAGAAAUAUUUCGCUACAAUAAAAACAAAUACAGAGAUGAUGAUUAUGACGACGAUGACGACAUUAUGGAAUCUAGUUUUGUUCAGCAAAUGAAAGAGGAAUGCAGGAGGGCAUUUCUGAGAGUAGGCAGGAUGGGCAUCCUUGCAACUCACACAGCAUGGGGUGCUUUUACAUUCAGCACUGUCGUGACCUUCAGUUCCACACUGUGCAUCAACGCAGCAGAUUUGGAAUAUAUGGACGAACUGAACAGCACAAAUAUCCAUCCUGCUGUAGCAAAAGAUGGCAAUGUCGGCUUUCCAAAAGUGAGAAUAAGGUGUUUAGUUGGUAUCAACUUGCUGUCUCGAUGGAUCGAAAUUCAGCGAACAGCAGUGACGCCUUGGUCUGAAAGACUGAUCUGA